Messenger RNA from Pectinophora gossypiella (pink bollworm), 1053 nucleotides. RefSeq names its product serine/arginine repetitive matrix protein 1-like. Bases 1 to 1053 code for a protein of 350 amino acids. The transcript has 8 exons. The record is from RefSeq and is a predicted model, not a curated record. NCBI's taxonomy places the organism in Eukaryota, Metazoa, Arthropoda, Insecta, Lepidoptera, Gelechiidae.
AUGUCGGGUGACAAUGUCGAUAAAGCCAACAUACCGAAAAUCUACGUUACCGAGCCGGAACCGUCUUCAAAUCCUGAGGAGAUGGACACUGCGGAGGAAGAAGGAAACCAAAGCAGCCCCGCGGAGGAACCUUCUGCUGGAUGUUCUUCUGAACCAACGAGUAUGCAGGUCGAAGAGAGUUCCAAAACUUCCGAACCAGUCACUAUGAUGGAUACUCAAAAUGAGAUUGUACCAUCUACUUCGAGAGGCAGUGAUCCCUCACCGAGAAGUGGGAUAGAGACACAACUUGCCAUGCCGCCGUUCAAAACCAACAGAAAGCGGGGUCAUAAGCGGAGGAAGCGUACCCGAUCGAGUUCGUCAAGCUCGUCCAGCUCCUCGAGCAGCUCCAGCGACUCAUCCAGUAGCAGUAACAGCGGCAGCCUGGAGCGAAGGAAGAGGAGAAGCAGAAGCAAGCGCAGGUCGUCGUCAAAGAAACGGCCUCGCCGUCGGUCACCAACCAUGCACCAGACUCUGACGCAUCCGGGGACGAAUGCGUGCGCAGGAGGGCCGGAUGUUGUCGCCCACGGCAAAUGGCAACACUGGGGACAUGCGCUGGUUGCGAGGAAAAUGUUUUUCAUUAAUCUCUUUGAGAACAUACAUGAGUAUUUGUUGAAGAAUGCUGAUAUGGCUGGACCGUCCUCGAGAUCAUCUGCUUCGUUGGCGCAAAUUGCUGUUGGUACAUUAGCGAUGCUGAAUGAUGGCCGAGAGAAAGUAAACAAUGCCGUGGGUGAACAACAACCUCCAGCGCCUUCAGCACCUCCAGCGCUUCAAGCGCCUGCAGCGCCUCAAGCGCCCCCAGCGUCUCAAGCGCCUCCAGCGCCUCAGCCGCCUGAAGCGCCUCCAAUGCCUCCUGCGCCUGAUUUUUGUGCCCAGUUUAACAACAUGCAAAUUGAUCCAGAGAACGAAUCAGAGGAAGAAAAAGAAAAUGAUGAUGGAAAUGAACAUUCAGAAGAAGUAUUCUCAGUUUCUGAUGAUGACAGCUCCGUAAUAUCAAUUGAUUACGACGAUAAUUGA